AUGUGGUAAAUUGACCACAUGUGAUUGGUCAAUUAACUGAUGAUUGACAGGAUAGUGGAUAGGUGUAUUGUGUCUACAGUAAAUAUCAGUGACAUGCUAUAAAUAGUAACAAUCACGUUCAAAUCCGGGUCAUGAAAUAAAAAUAUAACUUUGAAAAAUUACGCAUCUAAGACUUAGAAAAUAUGCCGACAGAAGUAAAGCAUGGAUUUACAGGGGAAUGUUUUCCUGAUCAUUUCAAUCUCAAUGCCAGACCUAAAAUAAAAGAACAAAAACCUGGUCAGCUCUCCGAUGAGGAAAUAGAACAAUUUUUCACAAAGGGAUAUGUCGUUAUUGAAAAAUUCUUCACAACAGACGAGUUAGAACCCUGUAAAGAUGCUGUCAAUGAUCAGCUUGAAUGUCUUGCACAAAAGUUGUAUAAAACAAAGAGAAUUAAGAAUUUAUACAGAGAACUUGGAUUUUACGAGAGAUUAACAGCAAUAGAGGCAGAAUGGCCAGGAGCAAACAUUCUCAUGCAUAAAGGGGAUGGUUUACCACAGGCAUUCAAAGAUCUAUGGACAAACGAUCGUCUGUUAAAUGUUGUAGAGCAGCUAAUAGGCCCAGAAAUUUCUGGACAUCCGGUAUGGAAUUUGCGUACAAAAACUCCUCAGAGCGAGGCAACAACCGUACCAUGGCAUCAAGACUGUGGUUACCUUGACAAUGACUGUUACAAAACCCUACAGCCGACAGCAUGGAUUCCAUUGAUAGAUGCUACUGAAAAAAAUGGUUGCAUGCAGGUGGCAAGCGGAGGGCAUCAGAAGGGUCUUGUUGCAACUCACCAAUGUUGUUAUGGCAAUACAUGGUAUGUCAUGCUAGAAGAAAAAGAGAUGGAGAAAACAUUAGACAUUGAUUUGGAGAAGGAUAUAAUCACCGUCCCUGUACCUUAUGGAGGCAUGCUUCUUUUGAAUAACCUUAUACCACACAGAAGUUUACCGAAUAUGAGUAACCAGAUAAGGUGGAGUCUAGACCUGAGGUGGCAGAAACCAGACCUUCCAGCAGGAUUCUGGGGACUUAAAGGUUCUUUAUUACUACGCUCAGCAAAGGACCCAGACUAUAAAAUUGAUUGGACCGAAUUUGAUGGUGUCAACAGACGAGAAAAACAGAGAGAUGCUGUGGCUGAUGUACUUCCGCCAUCAGAAGACUGGGACUUUGAGACUGCAUUGGAAGGACCUUGGAUGAAGAAAUGGGAGAUGACUCAUAUGAACAGACAUACUGAUAAAUUGAAAGAUGGGAUUUCUGUCAGUUGGCAUAACAUGAAUAAGGCUUAAAACAUUCUUCUGCAGAAAUUGAUAAAUGGAAAUUUGAUGAUUGCAUAAUCAAGUAGGAAAUAUAUUAUUGUUGGUUGAAAACAUUAUAAACUUAUAAAACUAAUUGUACCAUGUGCAAUCUUUAUUUUAUUAGUUUGUUUAAUCAAUAUUCAAAAACAGUUAUGCAGACCCCCUUGAACUUUUGAUCUUUCUUUUAUAAUCAAUGUUUAAAUUUUAAUACUGUAUGCACUGAUCAAUAGCUGCAAAUUAUUGUCUAAAACUCAAAAGCUAUUUAGGGUGACCAUGUUGUAUGAGAUUCAAAUAAGAGUGAAAUGAAAUUUAAUUGUUUUUCAGUUGGGCCAUGUCUAUAUGUUACACAAUUGUACAGUAGUAGUAUUAAUUACUGCUACAUAAUGAAGGAUUCAAAUUAAAGUGUGUUUUGUACAAUAUUCAUUUGUUAGAAGACACAAAAUGAAGGUACAAUGUAUAAUGGAUAUGCAAUGAAAUUCAUUUAAAUAUUUAUUAAAUGUAAAGGCGUUUGAGCUAUGAAAAUAAUUUAAAAAUAGUCAGCCAAUUCAUUUGUUUUCAUUUCUUUUCAUUUUUAAAUUUGCAAUAUGAUGAAAUUUGGCUCGGCAAAUAAUUUGAAAUUGUUUUUUCACAAAUGGCCCACAACCCUCAAAGUAAAAGAAGCUUGCUAAUGUUAAUAAAAUUACUGUUAAAAUUUAUUUCAAGUGAUAAAAAUUAUCGAUCUUUAUUAGGUGUUGUUGUAUCAGACAAAUGUUUGAUUUCAUUAUAAAUACAUAGCAAAUUAUUAUGCAUGCGUUGAUAUCAUUACAUAACAUAGAGCACAAUGCUUAUCAUUUGAAUGUGAAUCUUGUUUUAAACGGAUAAUUUUGUAAUGAUUUGUUUUUUUAAACUUAUAUUAGUUUAAUUGAUGCUUUCUUAAAGCACUUGUUUGAUUUUUGAGAACUGCACGUUGUAUUUUCAAUUAAACAUCAAUGUAUUUUACCUUUAAAUUGUCAUUAGAAAAAUUAUAUGUCUAGAAUCUGUUCGAUUGAUGUUGUGCAAUGUAUUUGUAUUGGUCAGGUUUAUGUCAAGUAAUGCUUGUUACAUUGAUAUUAUACAUUACUUAUAUAGAUUGAGUUUUGAAAUAUUGAAGACACAAUACUCGCUAUCAAUCAGUACAUUCCAUUAAUGCUUUCAGUUGUAUAAUUUAUGAAUUUCAUUUAAAUGGGCACAUGAUACUUUUUAUAAGCGGAUGUAGCUGAUAGAACAUUAAAACAAAAUCAAUAUUUGUC
Messenger RNA from Mytilus trossulus (common blue mussel), 2581 nucleotides. RefSeq lists its product as uncharacterized. The coding region runs from base 183 to 1304 and encodes 373 amino acids. Lineage: Eukaryota; Metazoa; Mollusca; Bivalvia; Mytilida; Mytilidae. The record is from RefSeq and is a predicted model, not a curated record. The transcript has 9 exons.